AUGGGAUCAUACUGGAGUGCUCGUGAGAAUGAAGAAUGCCCAUGCUGUUCACUCUCUGUGAAAAUCAUAAGAAUGAGAAAUCUGAGAAAGGCAGAUAUCUUUAGUCAAACUGAUUGCUAUGUAAGCCUGUCCUUGCCCACUGCUUCCCCUGAGACUGUCCGGACCAAAACCAUCAAGAACUGCAAAGAUCCAGUGUGGAAUGAAACAUUUUGCUUCAGGAUCCAGAGCCAAGUAAAAAAUAUUCUUGAGCUGAAAGUCUAUGAUGAAAAUGCGAUGACUAAAGAUGACCUCCUCUUCACUGUGCUCUUUGAUGUUGCUAAAAUCCAGCUUGGAGAAACCGUUCGCUUGACUUUUCAGCUAAAUCCAAAGACACAAGAGAUGCUGGAGGCUGAGUUUGCAUCAGAGAGCAUUCCAGUCCCUCCUGAGAAGCUUGUCACAAAUGGUGUAUUAGUGUCUCGUGAAAUUUCCUGCUUGGAAGUCCUGGUGGACAAUAGAAGGACAAAGAAAGAACCUUCAGAAAAAGACUUCUUAUUUUCAGUGAAGGGAUCAUAUGAAGAGAGUCAGACUCUGUCGCUGGGCUCUUCCCAGAGACCUGUGGAGCCUCUGGACUUCCAUUACAUGAAGUACAGCCUGUCAGAGCUGCACGUGGCUCUAGCAGAGAAGAAGCCUCACUUCUGCUCGUGCACCUCAGGUGAAGAGAAAAAAGACUGCCAUGCAUCCUUUACUAUUCCUCUGGAUUCACUUCCCUUCAAGGAGAAAGUAGCAGUAGCAGAGGAUGAAACAAUCAAUUUACAUGUGAAGUCAAAUGACUGGUCAAGAAACUUAGACGUUCGCUUGGAGUUUGAUCUGUGUAUGGAGGAGAAAAAUUUCCUACAGAAACGGAGGAAGUUUGUGGCUUCUGCUCUGAAAAAAGCACUUCAUUUAGAGCAAGACCUACAAGACCAUGAGGUACCAGUUGUAGCAGUCAUGACAACAGGUGGUGGCACUCGGGCACUGACAUCUCUGUUAGGCAACCUGUUGGGUCUUCAGAAGCUGGAGCUCUUAGAUGCUAUUUCAUAUAUUACUGGGUCAUCUGGUUCAACAUGGACCUUGUCACAUUUGUAUCAGAGCGCUGACUGGUCACAUAAAGAUCUGUCCAGACCGAUUGGUGAAGUCCGCAGACAUAUGACCAAGUGCAAGCUAAGCUGCUUUUCCCUGGAGAGCUUGAAGUACUAUGACAAGGAGCUAAAACUGCGGAAGCAAGAGGGAUACCAGAUCUCUAGCAUUGAUUUUUGGGGUCUUCUGCUGGAAAAAGCAUUAAGUGAUGGGAAAAACAACCACAAACUCUCAGAUGAGCGACAGGCAUUGAAUCAGGGUCAGAAUCCCCUACCUAUCUACAUGAUCCUCAACAUCAAAGAAGACUACAGCCUUUCAGAGUUCAAAGAAUGGGUGGAGUUCACCCCUUAUGAGGUCGGGUUCUUAAAAUACGGCGCCUUCAUUCGUGCAGAGGAUUUUGGCAGCGAGUUCUUCAUGGGUCGCCUGAUGAAGAAGCUCCCUGAAUCCCGCAUCUGUUUCAUGAAAGGCCUGUGGAGCAAUGUCUUUUCCUACAACCUCUUGGAUGCCUGGCAUUCAUCAGAUCCUACAGAAAGGUGCUCACUGAGGUGUACCCAACACAGGACUGUUGAUGUUG
Balearica regulorum gibbericeps (East African grey crowned-crane) is the source of this 1669-nucleotide messenger RNA. NCBI's taxonomy places the organism in Eukaryota, Metazoa, Chordata, Aves, Gruiformes, Gruidae. The record is from RefSeq and is a predicted model, not a curated record.